UAUUGAUGAUCAUUGCGACCCCGUGCUGUGCAACAUUAGGAGAAUACAGCUCUUCAAUCGCAGGGAGGAUAGGGUUAAGAUAAUCUUCCAUCCAGAGUUCCUCUCUGCCACAAACCCCCUCUUCAAGAUGGACUACGAAGAAUUUGUUCGCGGCUGCCAUCUUGGCGUCUUCCCGUCUUAUAUGAACCAUGGGGAUACACUCCUGGUACAGAGUGGCUUGCCUCAGUUGGUGGAGCCCUCUCUAGAACACAGAGUGCUCUGCCUUACUCUGUAUGAGUGAUUCGGCCCAGCCAGCUGAGCUGCCUCAGUAGCUCAGUUGGUAGAGCCCUCUCUAGAACACAGAGUGCUCUGCCUUGCUCUGCAUGAGUGAUUCGGCCCAGCCAGCUGAGCUGCCUCAGUAGCUCAGUUGAAUAACAGUGAACUUUCUCGUUUGCUUCUCUUCUCCCCCUCCCUCCCUCAGUACUAUCGCACAGCCAGACGCAGAGCCCUUGAGACUACUCAUCCAGAGUACUACAGCAGUGAGAGGCGCGGCUCCGGAAGUGCCACGCCCACUUCUUCCACUCCUGGGUUCCGAUAUCCUCGUCCCCUGAGUGAGCCUCCAUCGCGACCUCCUAGUGAGAUUGGAGAUGAUGAGGGUGACGAGCAGCAGUGACCUCUGGUAAUUGUUUUGUAGGUGUAUCUUUGCUGCUCAGAAAGGGGGAUUGCCUCCGAUCUGUACCCAUAAUGUUAUUGAUGAUCAUUGUGACCCCGUGCUGUGCAACAUUAGGAGAAUACAGCUCUUCAAUCGCAGGGAGGAUAGGGUUAAGAUAAUCUUCCAUCCAGAGUUCCUCUCUGCCACAAAUCCCCUCUUCAAGAUGGACUACGAAGAAUUUGUUCGCGGCUGCCAUCUUGGCGUCUUCCCGUCUUACUACGAACCGUGGGGAUAUACUCCUGCGGAGUGUACUGUGAUGGGUAUACCGUCUGUCACCACCAAUCUCUCUGGGUUCGGCUGUUUCAUUGCACAGCACGUCGCAGAUCCCGCCACGUACGGCAUAUACAUCGUGGACCGACGUUUCAUCCAACAGCUGGCAAACUACAUGUUUGAGUUCUGUAGCCAGACACGACGUCAGCAGGAUCAUUCAGAGGAACAGAACUGAGCGACUCAGUGACCUGCUAGACUGGCAAACUCUGGGACAGUACUAUCGCACAGCCAGACGCAGAGCCCUCGAGACUACUCAUCCAGAGUACUACAGCAGUAAGAGGCGUGGCUCCGGAAGUGCCACACCCACUUCUUCCACUCCUGUAAGACUAUGAUGUAAUGGUUUCAUAAUUGCCUUGGAUAGAGAGCUCCUCUCUAAGGACACUCCUGAAAUAAGGACACCCCACCAAUCAGGACACAUUGCUGAUGAUGUCAUCUUGAUUGUGUUAACGAUGAUGUAAUGAUGACAUAAUUAUUAAUUCCCAGGGGUUCCGAUAUCCUCGCCC
Geodia barretti is the source of this 1464-nucleotide messenger RNA. The record is from the annotation of a GenBank genome assembly. NCBI's taxonomy places the organism in Eukaryota, Metazoa, Porifera, Demospongiae, Tetractinellida, Geodiidae.